UUCAUCCUAGCAGGUAAAUUCAGGAUGAAAGUGCCGAACUGCUUUCAAAGAGCCAUCUCUAAUUCCAAUAUAGGACUAUGGUGGAAAACAUAUCUGUUAUAUAUGGGUAAUCUGUUCCUGGUGACUGGUUACAUUGCUUUGCUGUUUUAUGCUCUCAUCUGGGAAGCUGGGAAUAUUGUCAGCCUUCCAACCAAAAGAAUUGGCUUCUACAACUUCUGCCUGUGGAACGAGGAAGCAGAAAAACUGGAUUGCCUUCUGUCCAAGGACUUAGAAAAGAUGGGCAUCAACAAAUUUGCGCUGUUCUUUUCCAGAGUUUGUGUCUAUUCCACACCAGUGUUGUGCCUUUAUGUUGCCACUGUCAUCUUGCAGGCCCUGUGCUUGAAAGACAAAGAUGGGUGGAAACUAGCCUGUACUGUAUUGGGUGUUUGUGCUUUGAGCUUGCCCGCUGGUCUCAGCUUGUUUCUCUUUGAGACUCAGAGGUGGGUUCAGAUCUCUGAACUUAGUGAGGCUUUUGCAGCCUUAGCUGGGGCUCAUGCCUUACUUUUGCUCCACAUGAUCAUUAUCGGCAUGUACCUGGCACGGCUCAAAGAUGCGCUUCCCCCGGGACAGCUAUUUCUAGUAAAGAGCAUUCUGUAUGUUUAA
Messenger RNA from Euleptes europaea (tarantolino), 642 nucleotides. RefSeq names its product transmembrane protein 140 (gene TMEM140). The transcript has a single exon. The annotation marks the transcript as partial. The record is from RefSeq and is a predicted model, not a curated record. NCBI's taxonomy places the organism in Eukaryota, Metazoa, Chordata, Lepidosauria, Squamata, Sphaerodactylidae.